AUGAGUUCUUCAAGGUCUAAUGCAAGAAUCAUCAGAUUCGCCAUCUUUGCAUUGGUUUUAAUUGUUUGUGGAUAUAUUUUAUCAACCGGUUCAUCAUAUCAAGUACCACCACCAAAUCAAGGUACUUCAGAAUCAUCAAAAGUUUCUGAUGCAGGUAAAACCGAACCACUUAAAGCUGAAGCUGCUGUUGCUAAACCUGUUUCAGGGGCUGCUUCUGGCGAAUACGCUGGUACUGUUGGAUCAGAAAAAUUGAAACCUGUUGCUGGAGAAAAAAUCAAAGCUACAUUCGUUUCAUUAGCUAGAAAUAAUGAUUUAUAUAGUUUAUUAGGAUCUAUUAGACAAGUUGAAGAUAGAUUCAAUGGUAAAUACCAUUAUGAUUGGGUUUUCUUGAAUGAUGAAGAAUUCACUGAAGAAUUUAAAGAAGUUACCUCUUCUAUUGUUAGUGGUAAAACUAGUUAUGGAUUAAUUCCAAAAGAACAAUGGUCAUACCCAGAUUGGAUUGACCAAGAAAAAGCCGCUUUAGCUAGAGAAAAGAUGGUUGAAAAGAAAGUUAUCUAUGGUGGUUCAGUUCCUUACAGACAUAUGUGUAGAUAUGAAUCAGGAUUCUUCUGGAGACAUCCAUUAUUAGAUGAAUAUGAAUAUUAUUGGAGAGUUGAACCAGAUAUUAAAAUCUAUUGUGAUAUCGAUUAUGAUAUCUUUAAAUUCAUGAAAGAUAACAAAAAGAAAUAUUCUUUCACCAUUACUUUACCAGAAUAUAAAGAAACUAUUCCAACUUUAUGGGAAACUACUAAGAGUUUCAUUAAAGAAAAUCAACAAUAUUUAGCCAAAGAUAAUAUGUUAGAAUGGAUUUCUAAUGAUAACGGUGAAACUUAUAAUGGAUGUCAUUUCUGGUCAAAUUUCGAAAUUGCUGAUUUGAAUUUCUGGAGAUCUGAAGGUUAUGUUAAAUAUUUUGAACAUUUAGAUAAAGCUGGAGGAUUUUUCUAUGAAAGAUGGGGUGAUGCACCAGUUCAUUCAAUUGCUGCUGCUUUAUUCUUAAAUAAAGAUGAAAUCCAUUUCUUUGACGAUGUUGGAUAUUUCCAUGUUCCUUUCAAUAAUUGUCCUGUUGACCCAGAAAUUAGAAAAGCUAAAAGAUGUGCAUGUAAUCCAAAAGAUGAUUUCACUUGGAAGGACUAUUCAUGUACUAAAAAAUUCCAUACUUUAAAGAAUUUACCAAGAAUGAAAGGAUGGGAAAAUUUCUCUGGUUAG
Yamadazyma jaroonii is the source of this 1245-nucleotide messenger RNA. The record is from the annotation of a GenBank genome assembly. NCBI's taxonomy places the organism in Eukaryota, Fungi, Ascomycota, Pichiomycetes, Serinales, Debaryomycetaceae.